CGCAACGAUUGAUGCGUAGCGUCCUCCAUCAUCUCUUCUCCCUAAAUACGCUGCAGGCUGGAUCAGGGCCAGGUUGAAUCGUGGUUUAUCCUCCUAUAUCGUGCGGAGCUCUUGAGGAUCAACCUGAUCAUCUAUUGCGUGGAGAUCCGUGCUUGACUUCAAGCCUUGUUUCCGUUUAAUUAUGUCUUGGUUAGAGACAUCCACGGAGGAGGAGGAGGAUGCUUGGCUUCAGGGGGCCAUGGAUCUGCCUGUUAGUGUUUCGCUCGGCCCCAUGGGCACCGUCUUCCAUCAGCUCCAUUCGGCCAUGGAUUCUCGAGAUGCUCGGCUGAAAAGGGUCAAGGCCGAGAUCCAGAUGCUCCAACAAGGAUUUGAGGGAUUAUGCACCGACCUCAAAGAUUCAUCUCAGCCGGAGGACGAUAAGGAAAUCAUCGCCUUAACAGGCAACUUCUGGACGAGGCAGGUCCGGGAUCUCUGCUAUGACACGUCAGAUUACCUCGACGAUGUUCUUAUGCAACCCCUUCAUCAGCCCGUUGAUGCCAGCGGCCGGAGUUCCGGGAAGCGAGGCCCAAAGAUUGCAAAAGAUUUAUCACAACUGAUAGCUCGCGUAGAGGAAGCACGCAAAAGCGUAGAGGAAGCACGCGAAACACGGAAAAGAUUCAACCUCCGCCUUGCUGAAGAAAGUACCACCAAACCUGACUCUGGACAUGCCGGUGUCAGCCACCUCAAUCCCCAACUCUCACAGGUCCAAGUCGACAUCCACGUCAACAAGCUCAUAAAGCUGUUGGGCGCCUUUGAAGACCAUGACGGUGACAGCAGCAACCACGACGACGAUGGGACGAACAAAAAACUCAAGGUGACAACUAUCUUUGGUUAUGCAGGUGUUGGAAAGACAACAGUUGCCAGGACCUUAUUUCACCAGUAUGGAAGGAAGUUCCAGUGCCGGGCUUUUGUGCGAGUGUCUCGAGAUCCAGAUAUGAUGAGGCUUCUCACCAACAUGCUAUCACAAAUCAAGGCACCACUGCCCCAGGCCCCUUCGGAUGUCCAAGGACUUCUUGCCAGUCUCACCAAACAUCUACAAGGCAAAAGAUACUUGAUUAUAAUAGAUGAUAUAUGGGACACAGCAACAUGGGAUAUUAUUAGCCAUGCUCUUCCUGGUGGGGAUUGUUGCAGAAUAAUAGCAACAACACAAGUUGAGGACGUAGCAUCGGCAUGCUGCGGUUAUCAGUUAAAGCAUAUAUACAAGAUUAUUCCUCUUAAUGAUGAUCAAUUAGAAAAAUCUGAGGGUGAUUAUACUACAAAUCAUAGUUCCGAAGGGCUGAAAGAAGCUCUAAAACUUGUGUACAAUAAUCUUCCACUCCACUUGCAGACAUGCUUGUUAUAUCUGAAUAUGUAUCCAGAAGGAUACACGAUCAGAAAAGAUGAAUUGGUGAAGCAAUGGGUAGCUGAAGGUUUCAUCCGUGCAGUACAAGGACGGGACAUGGAGGACGUUGCAGGGGGUUAUUUUGAUGAUCUCGUCAGAAGAGGAAUGAUCCAAUCCGUAGAUACUGAUCAUAAUGGCAAAGUGUUGUCAUGUACACUUCACCACAUGGUAUUGGAUCUUAUUAGGCAGAAAUCCAUGGAGGAGGAUUUCGUCACAAUUGUGAAAUAUUUUCAAAGAACUCUUGGACUCCCUGACAAGGUUCGUCGACUGUCCGUCCAGUUUGGUGGUGCAAAAGGUGCAAAUACUAUACCAGAAAACAUCAGAAAGUCCCAAGUUAGGUCGCUUGCAUUUUCUGGAUACUUCAAGAGUGUACCUUCCCUUGUGGACUAUGGGCUUCUUCAGGUUUUCGUUCUUCAUAUUUGGGCUGAUCAAGACAAAAUUGUUGAUCUCAGCAGUAUCGAUGAACUAUAUCGAUUGAGAUUUCUGAAGAUUGAAUGCAAUAUCACCGUCAAGCUUCCAGACAAGAUUCGAGCGCUGCAACACCUCGGUACUCUGCAAGUAGAUGGAUUAUCUAACGUUCCAUCUGAUAUUGUUCAUCUGGAGAAAUUACAGCACCUUCGCCUUCCAUCCGAGGCUAUUCUGCCCGACGAAGUCGAUGGCAUGACAUAUCGUCCCACUCUGCGGUAUUUUGGUCUAGGCAGUAACUUACAAGAUAACGCGAUGGAUCUCAGCAUGCUGGCCAGUCUCCAAGAUCUUCAGCUGACCUGUUCUACAGUGAAGCUAGCUGAAAAUAUGGUAGCCAACAUGAAAUACCUGGGUUUGAUUCUGGAGAAACUGAGCAACCUUAAGUCUGUAGUUCUGGCAUCUCAAGUAAAUACUUCAAGCAUGCACAUUUCCUGUGAUAGCUUCAGCAGCGUGUCCCCUGUUACGGUCAAUCUUGAGAGGCUUGAAUUAUGGCCACGGAUCUGCAUCUUUCCAAGCCUCCCUAAGUGGUUCAGUGCACUCGACAAACUCUGCAUUCUGAAGAUAGCAGUUAGAGAGUUGUCGAACAUUGAUAUUGAUAUCCUUAGAGGACUUGUUGCCCUCACUGCUGUCUCCCUGUAUAUCCAGACAGCGCCUGGACUGGUUGUCUUUGGCAAGGCAGGAUUUUCAGCUCUCAAGUACUUCAAGGUCAAGUGUAGUGAACCUUGGCUCAAAUUUGAAGCCGGUGGAAUGCCUAAUCUUCGUAAGCUCAAGCUAGUCUUCAAUGCCAAGGAAGUCCAACAGCAUGGUGCUGCACCGAUCUGCAUCGAGCACUUGCCAGGGCUGAAGGAGAUCUCCGCAAAAAUUGGGGGCUCAGUUGCUGCAUUGUCGAUAUCUGUUAGCAAUGAUCCAAGAAAUCCAAAAAUCAUCGAACAAAGGCUGGACUGGAAUUUCUGUGCUGACAAAGAUAGAAGUAUGCGGGCGAUGCAAGAGCAAGGAGGCGAGAUUAUAGAAGAAAAAGGUGAAAUCCUGGAGGAAAACAUCUUUGACGUACCCCAAACCCAAGACAAGUACCAAGGAGAAGAUGGGAGCAGCCAACCUUAUACUCACAGCAGGAUUUCUACGUUUAUGGAGUCCUCUUCCCGGCCACCUCCGAGACGCCCCAAUCGUCGUCGGGAGCUCCUCUCGAUGUGGGCCAGGGACAGCAGUCCCGAGCUGGUGAGCUCUUCACCACCAACAUCGUCGUCUUCAAGGGGCCCAAUAAUCCGCUCGACGAUCCAGCGCGUGCGGAUUAGUCCGCGAGACCGCAGGGGUGCUGAGGGCCCAAGGCCUCCCAAUUCACUGCAGACCAGCUCUUCCCCCACCUCCAAGUCCAAGAAGCCACAGGAUCUCUCCGGCAGGGCAUGACAAACUGACACCCUCAGGAAGGGAAACAAAGAGAAGCUCAAGACUGUCUGCCUGCUCUACUCAAAGCCAGAGGAAGACUCUGCCUGGGGGUUUAGUUCCAGAAGCCUCAUGCAUGGAUGUCCUUUUACUUUUUUUUCACCAGUUUUGUAAUAUGCAAAAUUUUCUACUCACUCCAUUCCAUAAAGAUUGGCACGAAUUUGAACUAGAACUAGUUCAAAGCCACGCCAAUCUUUAUGAAACGGAGGGAGUAAUUCCCUGGACUCUUUCUUUGUAAUCUGCAAAAAUUAUAUUUCCCAGGACUCUUUCUUUGUAAUGUGCAAAAUCCUCUAAUCCCUGGA
Brachypodium distachyon (stiff brome) is the source of this 3627-nucleotide messenger RNA. Its product is annotated as putative disease resistance RPP13-like protein 2. The transcript has 5 exons. Lineage: Eukaryota; Viridiplantae; Streptophyta; Magnoliopsida; Poales; Poaceae. Gene Ontology annotation, biological process: defense response to other organism. Gene Ontology annotation, molecular function: ADP binding. The record is from RefSeq and is a predicted model, not a curated record. Bases 182 to 3289 code for a protein of 1035 amino acids.